ACGGAGAGUGGCGCUGGUGGUGCUGCUUUGACGGAUGUUUAUCAAUCAGAGCCCCAGCUGGAGGGAAAAGUUCAUUCUCAAUUGUGACGUUUGAAUUGGCGAAAUUUUGCACAUCGACGGGGCCCUAUGUGUCGGAGAGGGCUGCAAAAUGUUUAAGAAUCUGACCCUGGAAAAACUGAUCUGCCCGAUCUGCCGAGGCAUUCUGGUGGAGCCAGUUACGCUGCCUUGCAAACAUGCGUUGUGCCUUGAGUGCUUCGACGGCUCCAUGGAAAUGGCCAACCUCACUUGCCCGAUGUGUCGGAAAAGAGUCGGCGCGUGGUUGCGCAAGGAAAGGAAGGAAGGCAGCCUGGUGAAUGCGAAACUCUGGGAGCACAUCCAGCGAAACUACGCCGAUUACGUCGCAAUGAAACAAAAAGGCGAAGACGAUUGCUUGGAAGACGUGCUCGAGGGAUCAGGGCCAGCGCCAGUCAAAAUCAGCCAGCCUGGUGAAAUCAGGAAGGAGUUCGAGACGAGCCAGGCCAAACUCGAGGUAGAGCUAAAGCAGCGGCAAGAGGCCGAGGAAAAAGCCUCGGUCGAACUCAUCAUGCAGUUGCAGGAAGAGGAGGACAGUUUAAAGAGAAGGGAAGAGGAGGACGAGCGAAUAGCGAGGGAGUUACAGUCACAAAUUGAGCUGGAUAUCAAUGGAUCAUUACAAAACAAAGCUGAACCAAUGGACGUGAUACAGAAUGGAGAGCAGAAGACAGAUGACAAGGAAAACAAAUUGGGCGCGCUGGCCUCUGGGUCUUCGUCAGUCAGAGGCCCCUUGGACGUGUUCUUUUCCAAAGUCAAGCCCCUACAAGGGAACAGUCGUAGCAACUCUCCGCAGACUGAUAGAAGUUUCACUGACGAGAAAGAUGCUUUGAAAAUCAACCGAUGCGAUAGCAUCACCAACGAAUUCCCGCAUUUUGAAUUUGCACCUAUUCACAGAGUUCCUCAGACUCCUCCGAAACUGUCGCCAGACGGUGCGGUGCUUCAAGUUCCAAUAAUUAGAGCAACCCCAGUCAAAAACUUACAGUUUGAGGAAACUCCUGCUUGCAGUCGAAUUUUAAAUUCCAGUCCGCCUUUGGUUCGCCAAUUUUCUACACUUCACUUUUUCGAGAAGCGAGAGUCGUCUACACCGAAUAACAUUUUCAAGCCGCACUCGUCUUUUUCUGCUUUCAAAGGUUACCAGCCGAAAGCGGUGAAGCGGGAGCUGUGUCCGUCGAGUUCGUUCAUCCACAGCAAAGUGCGGCGCGUGGGCGAGUCAACGGACGUAGACAUGAAUGAAGAGAGCCUGGACCGCCGCUCAAGCUCGCCGGAUCCCUUCGCGCUAAGUGAUGACGAGGACUCCGUGGACGGAAUCCUAUCUAGAGGCAAACGGGCGGAUAGCCUGAACUACUCUAAGUACCUGAGUACUUUGGAACAAGAAAGACAAGACGCCCUGAUGGCCAAACAGCUGCAGGACGAGCUCGACGAGGAGGUGAAAGCUCACAACUCGUACCAUUUGCGGACCAGGUCUCUCGACAAGAAGUCGGCUCAGCGGAGCAAGGGCAGCAAGAGCAGCAACCAGCCCACACUGCGGGAAACACUGCGCAGGGCGGCCGCAAACAAAUCCACCAACUAGUUUUGCAAUCUUCCUUAAUGUUUAGGGUUUGCUCGGACAAGAAGAAGUAAAAAUGAGAGGAAAUAAAGAAAACACACACAACAAACUACGACACGCUACUUUUUCAUCUAAUCUCUAUGUUACAUAAGUGUACCAAAAUGUUGUAGGUGAGUAGCUCAGUAGUCUUUUAGGUAUUAUACACUUUACUACUAUUAUGAUAAAAGCAAUCAUUUUUGUACAAAGAACCGAAGCAAAACGAAUGAAAAAAAGGAGGAAGGAAAUAAAGCCCUGAUUUUCCACGAGCACCUUGUUUUAUAUAGCCAAUAUGUUGUAGAACUAUGGAAUAACGUGCAACAUAUUAUUGUAAAAUAGUCUUUUUAACCCUGUCUUAGGUGUUAAAAAUUUCUGACUCGUAAUAACUUUUCGCAUUUCUUGGGUUCUCUAUACAAGACGAGACCGUGCAAUUUUUUCGUUGUCCUUCCAAAGCGCUUUCUUUGAUGUACACACGAAGACUUUUCGCUCCACGUGCGGAGACAUUUUGUAAAUUACCGGGAAAUUUAUUUUUUUGUUGUUGAAAAGAACGUGACAAAUAUUAAUCGUAAAAAUAACACUUUUGGGGUUGGUUAUUUUUGCGCGAAAGAUUCAGUACAAACUGUAAUACUUUGUUGAGAAGCUGUUAUAACAAAUUUAUUUUGUAUCUCAAAAUGAAAGUGCCUUAAAAUGCUGCGCACAUUAUGUUGGAGAGAGAGAAUGAAGCAGUAAUAUUAAGUUUGCAUAACAUUCAAUCCCCGAUUUAUUCUGUACGGAAGAUUCAGAACAUUUUUGGAUAAUAAAAAAUUGUGUACAUAAUGUUUUUGGGAUAUGUGCCAUGCAAGCAAGCUCUGUAACAAAAGUUCGAAAUAAAAUUGUAGUAUGUAAAAUACAGCAAAAACACA
This is a messenger RNA of Cloeon dipterum, 2556 nucleotides long. RefSeq names its product E3 ubiquitin-protein ligase rnf168-like. The record is from RefSeq and is a predicted model, not a curated record. Bases 149 to 1642 code for a protein of 497 amino acids. The transcript has 8 exons. Lineage: Eukaryota; Metazoa; Arthropoda; Insecta; Ephemeroptera; Baetidae. Gene Ontology annotation, biological process: double-strand break repair. Gene Ontology annotation, cellular component: site of double-strand break; nucleus. Gene Ontology annotation, molecular function: metal ion binding; ubiquitin-protein transferase activity; nucleosome binding.